Messenger RNA from Macrosteles quadrilineatus (aster leafhopper), 1557 nucleotides. RefSeq names its product ATP-dependent DNA helicase PIF1-like. Lineage: Eukaryota; Metazoa; Arthropoda; Insecta; Hemiptera; Cicadellidae. The transcript has a single exon. Gene Ontology annotation, molecular function: DNA helicase activity. The record is from RefSeq and is a predicted model, not a curated record. The coding region runs from base 1 to 1557 and encodes 518 amino acids. Gene Ontology annotation, biological process: telomere maintenance; DNA repair.
AUGACUGCUGCUUGCCGUGGUUAUGCCGACCUCCUGUCCCGCGGUGGGCCGAACUGCCGCACUUUUCAAGAGGUCGCGCGGCAUCUUGGCUUGGUGCAAGAUGAACAGGAGUACCACUACGCGCUGCGCGAGGCCGCCACUUUCAUGACUGGCCCGAGACUUCGUUCUUUCUUUGUGAUCCUCUGCAACAUGGGAGCUCUGGCAGCUCUCCUGUGGGAUGUAUUCCGUGAUUCCAUCUGCGAGGACCACAUUGAACGUAAUCCUCUCGAUGUUGAACUGGCCUACAAGCUAGGUCUCAUCGAGAUUGAUCGUAAUCUCCGUCGGCAGGGCUCUUGCGUCGCAGAUCACGGCCUCCCCGAUGUACACGAUGACACGACGGAGUUGGGCAGAGAACUGCUCUUACACGGCGAAAAUCAACAGAGAGCGUUUGUGGAGGAGUGGGUGCCAAAGCUCUCUGAAGACCAACACCGUGUAUUUGAGUACGUUACCUCCGUUCUCAAUGCCCCAGCCAGCGGAACGUCUUCGAAAAUCAUUUUCCUUGACGGUCCGGGUGGCUACGGAAAGACCACUCUUAUUCGUGUCAUUCUCGCAUACGUGAGAGGUUGUCGUCAGGUUGCACUGGCAGUCGCCAGCUCUGGGAUCGCCGCGGGUAACAUGCCUGGUGGGACUACAGCUCACAGCAUGUUCCGGUUGCCACUCGACUUCGGUGACGGCACCGGCUUUUGGAAUAUCACCAACGGCUCCCAGCGAGCAGAGCUCAUCAGGGCUGCAAGGCUUAUUGUCUUCGAUGAGGCCCCGAUGGCACAUCGGUUUGUUUUCGAGGUUCUGGACAGAUCCCUGCGAGACCUCAUGCGUUCCAAUGAGCUAUUCGGUGGCAAAAUCUUCCUCUGCUGUGGCGACUUCCGCCAGAUCGCACCCGUCGUUGUGAACGCUCGAACGCCAUCUGACAUAGUUUGUGUUUCUCUUCGGGCUUCCCAUCUGUGGCAGCAUUUCAAAAUUUUUGCCCUGACGACAGCUCAUCGGACUAGUGGUUCCACAGCCUAUUCCGAAUUCCUUCUUGAGGUAGGCAACGGGACUGUCAGUUCGACAACUUUCUUGGAGGGACGGAACGAACAAAGUCUAAUUCCGCUGCACGGGAUUAGACAAGUGACGUCUUUGACUGAUUUGGUCGAUUCCGUCUUUCCCGCAAACGUCCUACUCGACUCUGAUAUGUGUUCGCGACGCGCAAUCCUCUCGACUCUGAUAGUGAACGUCAAGGAGAUCAACGACCUCAUCUUGAACUCCCUCGACGGUCAUCUGUACGAGCUGAGGAGCGCCGACACAGUUGACAGAGAGAACGACGAUGGCCUGGAUGUCGACGUUCAACUCCUGAAUACGGCUACUGGCAAGGGCGUACCAGACCAUGUUCUGCGGCUGAAGAUCGGCUCUGUUUGCCUCAUUAUGAGGAACCUCAACAUCGCUGAAGGACUCGUCAACGGCACUAAAGUCAUCGUAAUCGGCAUCUCCAACCGCCUGAUUACAGUGAGACUUCCCGGACAGACGCAACCUAAUUGGUAA